GCCAAACUUCCGCCACAGAACCAGAAGCAAAGGCGAUGAGCUGCCCACAGAAACUGAGUCGGCGCUUCUUUCCCCUGACGGUGGAGAAGCUGCCUCCCGACGAAGAGAAACGGCUUCAGGAGAAGGGGUUCCUCGGCUACACCAAACUCGUGCGGACGAACCCUUCUUUGGUCCAUAUACGGCCUGCGUACGCUGACCUGGCUGAAACCUACUACAACUUCGAGUUCCGUCCUGACGACACGGUGUUGCUGACGUUCCCCAAGAGCGGAACCACGUGGCUGUCGGAGGCGCUGUGGGCCGUCAGGAACCUCGGGCAGCUGGGCCAGGCGGACGAGGCAGACAUCGAUGAGAGGGUGUUCUUCUUGGAUAAUGACUUUUUGCAACCCACGCCCGCCGGCGCCGACACACCCGCCAUGAAGAGGUUCGCCGCAGCCUGCCCAGAGGGCCGAGUGGAGGACGGCGUCGCCCUCCAAAUGGCAGGAGCGCACAAGGGUCCCAGAAUACUGAAGUCGCACUUGCAGCUUGAACUACUAAACCCUGAUCUUUUGAACACUUGCAAGGUCGUGUACAUGGCUCGGAACCCCAAGGACGUCUGUGUCUCCUACUUCCACCACUGCAGGAAGAACACGAAGAAGAUCUUCCAAGGUGAAUUUCCUGACUUUGCGGAAACUUUCAUGGACAAUAAACUGCUCUUCGCUCCUUACUGGGACCACGUGCGACAGGUGUGGCUGCGAAGGGGACACGAAAACCUCCACUUCAUGUUCUUCGAGCACAUGAAGAGGGAUGUUUUCGGGGAGCUAAGGAGGCUGGCGACCUUCUUGGAAGCGGAUCUCAGCGACGAAGAUGUCCAGAGGGUCGCGGACCACUGCAGCUUCGGGAGGAUGAAGGAGCGGGAGGCCAGGCAGAGCCAAGGACGCGGCCCCUCUACGGGCGUCCCGGCUUCUUCCACAAGGGCGAAGUCGGAGGCUGGAAGGACGUCGCCUCUCAGGAUCUGAACGACCGUUUUGAUAAUUGGAUAUUGGAUAAUAACUGCGGCAUCGAUAUUCCUUUUGUAUAUGAAUGAUGAUCCGUUGCGUUUAAAUUGUUCGGUUUGGUAUUUGGUUUACCUGUAUUUUGAAUGGAGAGUUUUAUUCAGUGUUUUGAUCGCUGUUAAGUUCGUUCCUCAGAAAAGAGAGAGAGUGUUUGUUUCGGGAAUAUUUCGUGAAUGCAAAAACAAGGGUUAAGAAAUUAUAUAGGAGUUACCCUCAUAAUAAGAUAGGAAAGAAGAAAAUGCUCCCAGUGUCUCAUUUAAGAAAACGAUGAUUUUAGGACUAACUAUCAUAACAUUCCUCAUUCUCAAAACUACCGUAGAAAAUCAAAAGCAAAUUCCCAAAGCUUAUUUACUUUAUUUAAUGUCCUUUUUCCUCCGAUAUUUCUACAAUAGCCUUAAGGAAAAUUUAUGCAUUUCUGGCUGUUAUCAUUAAUCCUUAUGUAUAUAUAUAUAUGUUUAAGUGCUUAUUUAUUCUUAUUUGUAUAAUCUAAUUAUUUAGCAAAUUAUUUAAUCUUUCAUUUAGGCAUCGUUUAUUUCUAAUCAUCUAGAUAGAUGAUUUACGUAUAUGGAAGUUGUUCAGCUUUUCAUUUUGUUACGUAAAUGGAGAAUGGAUAUUGUCAUGUACUAAUGAAUAUAGAUACGAGGUUUAAUUUACAGGUAACAUUUGCUUCACAUAAAUCAGUCUUAUCAGACAUCUCUCUCCUUUUCGUCUCUCUCUCUCUCUCUCUCUCUCUCUCUCUCUCUCUCUCUCUCU
Molecule: messenger RNA, 1784 nt
Organism: Penaeus vannamei (Pacific white shrimp)
Lineage: Eukaryota; Metazoa; Arthropoda; Malacostraca; Decapoda; Penaeidae
Source: RefSeq, a predicted model, not a curated record